UUUCAUUCUUCGCUAAAGUGAUUUUAAUUUUCCUAUACUAUUAGAGAGAGAUGCCGGCAGUUCGUAGGCAUUCGUAGGUCAUUUAUGUUCAGUGUUUAAAAAACAUGUGUUGACGAGAACUGCAUAUAAUUAAGCGUCGUAACGCUUAAUUAUCCGAGAAUGGAGAAACUCUGUCCAGUGUGUAAAAAGAAUGGUGUUAGGAGAAGAAUCAAGGCAUUUCAGAUUAAUCUAGAAGAAGCGGUGUGGUGCUGUGAGGCGGAAGAAUGCAGCUGGCCGGUUGGUUACGAGGAAUUGACAUUCUUUCCUAGAGAAGCUUUCUCCUGCAACUGGGAGGAAUCAAGUUUCGCUAAAGAGGAAAUUCCUGUACCAAUGGAACUUACACUUUAUACACCACCUGUAACUCCUGGAAGCGAACUUACCAAAGAAUUGAACGAGAUAACAAGUGCUGAAUAUUCAUCAUGUCCUACAAUGAAAGAUAAAAUUGAAACAGUGCCUGAAUGUGAAUUCAUUACCUCAACAAAGGAAUCUACUGAUUCUAAUAAAUCAUCACUAUUUGAACCACUUGAAUUAGCAGGCAUUAACUCUAAAGAAAGCAUAAACAUUAUGAACAAACGGAUCGUAGGUGUUAGAAAACUGCCCAAGAUUAUUAACAUCGAAAAGACUAAUAUUAAUCUUAAGAUUUGUUCUAAUAUUGAUAACAAUUGUGAUAAUAGAGAACUACAGGAACAUAAUUCGUUCAUGAAUACAAACGUAAUGGAUACUUCCAAGAAUUUCGGUAUAUCUAAUAAUAGGUGUACAAAGUUUGGUUUAAGUCAGCAGUACAGUACCACAAACGAACAUAAUGAAAACAGUAAAUUGCAAUUGGAUGCAACAGUGAAUGAGGUAAAAACAGAUGUUGGUGCAGAGACACUAUCGAAAGCUAUGAACACAUUAGCUGUCCUAGAUACUACAAUUAACUUAGAUACAACAAACCAGUCUACAGAGAAUACUUCGAACAGCGAUAUAGAGACACUAUUGGAAAAUAUUCUUAACAAUGAAAACAAUUUACCUAUAAUCUUAAAUGAUGAUUGGUUAAAUAUGUUGGGGAGCUGAUGACAGUAACUUACAUUUAUUAUUAUUAUUUAAUAGCUUGUAUUGAACAAAGACUGAAAGAUAUGACGACGGAGAUCAGAUUGUAAGUUACAAUUGAUCUUUAUGAAAUGUGAUAAUAGAAUGGCGUUUAAUCGUAAUGAAGUUAUUAUAAGAAAUUAUCAUAAAAAAUA
Messenger RNA from Trachymyrmex cornetzi, 1262 nucleotides. RefSeq lists its product as uncharacterized. The transcript is spliced from 4 exons. Bases 160 to 1092 code for a protein of 310 amino acids. Lineage: Eukaryota; Metazoa; Arthropoda; Insecta; Hymenoptera; Formicidae. The record is from RefSeq and is a predicted model, not a curated record.